Haliotis rufescens (red abalone) is the source of this 8912-nucleotide messenger RNA. Its product is annotated as macrophage mannose receptor 1-like. The transcript is spliced from 44 exons. Gene Ontology annotation, molecular function: signaling receptor activity. Bases 384 to 6416 code for a protein of 2010 amino acids. The record is from RefSeq and is a predicted model, not a curated record. NCBI's taxonomy places the organism in Eukaryota, Metazoa, Mollusca, Gastropoda, Lepetellida, Haliotidae.
AUGUCAACAAUCUGGAAACAUGUUCAGCCUGGACCUCAGAUAGUAAGACAUAAAGUCAGCAGUACGUUGUGAACCAAUCAUCAAAAGACGUCCAAGACAAGUAGUUGAACUUCGUAAUACAUUAUUCUGAUAACACACCCCUUCCACCUCUUUCUCGGGAUGUGAUCAUCGAAAGCCCCUUACAGCAGAGUCACUUUGACACAAGCACACGGAGAAACAAUACAGCGUUAUCGCAACCCUAUCUGCGGUGUAGAAACGGACUUUGAGAACUUCUGAACUCGGCUGGACGGCUGCCGCGACACGAAGACGGAGGCCUAAGAACAGUCACUUUACACCACCUUCCGCCUGGGGCGUUCGCUUGGAUCAAUACUCUAACAGAAGCAAUGUGCAUUAUUUUUACAUUCUUCGGUUUAUUAUGUAUUUCAUCGAUUCAUAUAGUGUCCAGUCAAGUAUGUCCAUACGGGUGGAUUGACCGACCCCGGGGGGACAGCUGCUACAAGAUCGUCAUCAACAACAUUCGGGAUACAUGGAUAGGUUCCCGGAGUCAAUGCCAAGCGCUGCAGUCCACUAUGUAUAAACUGGACUCUGUGCAAGAAAGGGACUGGUUGAUGAAAACAUUGCGAAACGCCACCAGUGUGUUUCCGGAUGUGACGGACUGGUGGAGCGGUGUGUACAACAGAGGGGACGGUAAAGGAUGGCUGUGGGCUGCUGACGAUACCCCGAUAGACAAUUCACUCAUACAGUGGCUGGGAGGGACGGCUCCACCAAACGACGGUAACAAACACUGCGCCAUCGUCAACAGCCAGGGCUACAACUCAUCCAACUGUGUGUCUUGGCUUCGAGUCAUUUGCGAGAGACCAAAGAGCCAACCCCUUGUGUGUGACGUAGAUCACGACUGGGUGUACAACAACGGCAGCUGCUAUAAGCUCAUCACGGAGAAGAGGACCUGGUCUGAUGCUAGUACCCACUGCCAGACGUACAGCGCCCGGCUAAGCAAGAUUGAUGGGGAUACCUCCCAGGGCUUCUUGUCCAACAUGGCAAAGUCGAAAGGGAGUGAUUUGUGGAUAGGCCUGAAAACAACCCAGAAACAGGCCGGGGUCACGUGGACGUGGGAUGGUGGGGCGCCCCUCGUUUCCUCCAUCACCUACUGGGCUACAGAUGCCCCUGGCACUAUAGCAAAGAAUGAAAGAAACUCUACCUGUGCCAUUGUGGACAAAGGGAUGCGGAGGAAGCUAUCUUGGGUGGCAAUCAACUGUGACCAGUUAAACAACUAUGUUUGUCAGAAGCCACAAGGUGUAUGUCAGGACGGGUGGCUACAACAUCAAGAUUCCUGCUUCGCCUUCAACCCUCUAUUCAGUCUGCCCUGGGCGAGGGCGAAGAAGUUUUGUAGUGAUCAGGGGGCGUCUCUCCUCAGCCUCAAAAGCGCAUCUGACCAGGCUUUUAUACAGUUGUAUCUCAAAGAACAGGCUGGGGCUGGAAUAUCAAGUAUCUGGAUCGGCGCAAGUGAUAACAAUAAACCUGGGUCAUUCCAGUGGGUGGACGCGACGAGUAUUGCGGGGUACAAGAACUGGGCCCCCAGCAACCCGGUCAACAAGGCCGGCACACAGGACUGCGCUUACAUCGACACCACUGACAUCAGUGGCUUGUGGCAAACCUCGAGUGACUGCACACAGCUCAAGUCGUUUGUGUGUAUGAUUCCCGUCAACAAGCAAGUCUUCCAAAUCACCACUCCCAAACCUACGUUUUUUUGUGAUGACGGUUGGCAUGACUACGGCGGCAACUGCUUCUUCUUCAACAACACCGACUCGACGUGGAUAGUGGCGAGCGACACGUGUCAAGUCAACAUGGCGAACCUUGUGGUGAUCCCUGACGAAGGAACUCAGGCCUUUGUCCAUAGUCACGCAACGGAUGCGGACUACUGGAUUGGUCUUCAGGACAGACGCAAGGAAGGUGGCUGGACGUGGAUUGACGAUAAAACACCAUUUAACUACUCACAAUGGAACAAGAAUGAACCUAACAACCUAGGUAACGAAAACUGUGCUGCCAUCCUUGGAAACUGGGGGGCAGACCAGAACGGCAAGUGGAAUGACUAUGCAUGCAGCAAACCGUACAGCUUCAUCUGCCAGAAGGCUGCAACAAGUGUCGAAAAUGAUCCCAAUCGGUCGACUCUCGCACCAACACCUAAACCCGUAUUCAGCAAGAAAUGCGGUGCAUAUUGGGAAGAGUCUUCUGUGUCGGACUACUGUUACCAGUUCAACACCGCCCUGUUGUCGUGGAUGGACGCACGAGAGAUGUGCAUGCACCGUGGUGGUCAACUUGCCAGCAUCACCAGCCUCUCAGAACAGUUCUACAUAGCUGGUCGCAUCAGGGGCAUUUCCAUUGUGGGACUUUGGAUUGGGGCUAACGACCGUGACAGCGAAGGAGGAUGGGUCUGGGAAGAUAGAGCCCCUUUCGCCUACAUGAACUGGGUGCCAGGCGAGCCAAACGAUUACGGCAACAGCGAGGACUGUGGAUUCGUCGUCACCAACAAUGCCAGGUGGAACGACUUCAACUGCCAGAGGAGGAAUGGUUACAUUUGUAAAAAAUUAGGAAAUAUCCAGGCCACCACUGUACAGCCAACGACAUCACCAAUGACUCUGCCAGCCGGCAAGUUUUACGGGUGCAAGCCAGGGUGGAAGCCAUACCUCAACUCGUGCUACCUCGUGGUCAAGACGGAAGUCACGUGGCAGGCAGCGAGGACAGCCUGUCGAGCCGCCGGAGGAGACUUAGCCAGUGUCGCAAGUAAAACAGAAAACCAGUUCAUCAACAGCCAGAUCCAAAAAGAGAAAUGCGUGAAUGCGUAUUCCAACAACACCAAGUGCGAGGUAUGGGCUGAGAGUGGAGAGUGUCAGAAAAAUCCAAUAUGGAUGGCGGCCAACUGCAAAGACGCAUGCGCACUGUGUGAGUUUGUGUGCGCAGAUCGACACACUCUUGCUGAGUGCGCAGCAUGGGCGGACAUGGGCGAGUGCAGGAAGAACCCUGACUGGAUGCACGUGCACUGCGCAUUGUCAUGUGGCCGCUGUGAUCUGGGUUUCAAUGACGGAGUCUGGAUUGGUUUCAACGACCUCAAAAACACAAACUCCUUCGUAUGGACCAACGGUGACGUUAACAAGUUUACUAACUGGGCCCGGAACGAGCCUAACAACUACCAGGGCCAUGCAGAAGACUGCGUCGUUCUCUACAGCAAUGGAGCUCAGUGGAACGACGAUUCCUGUGACGCGAACCACGGCUAUGUGUGUAAGGCCUCCAAACAGGUGACGGCCGUCACGCAACAGUCGCCAUUUUCUGUGGGCUGUUCCAAUGUCAAGGGCAGCCUCGGGUAUCAGCACUACUGCUACCAGUUCAACAACAUCCCCUUGGCGUGGCAGGCAUCGGAGAACAUGUGCAAGACACGGGGAGGUCAUCUGGCAACAAUCAACUCGUAUGACGUCCAGUCAUUCAUUGCAUCCGAGCUGACCAAGAGGGACGACGUGUACUGGAUCGGCCUCACCGACGUCGCCGACCCUGGAAACUACACCUGGGCAACGGGGGACAAACUGCUAUACACGCCCUGGGACAAGAGUCACAACGGCUCUGAAAGAUCAACGUGUGUAGGCAUGAGGACCACCCUGCCCACUGGGCUCUGGCAGAACCUACAGUGUACCGUCAUCAAACCCUACAUCUGUCAGCUCCCGAGGCAGGGAUUCACCCCACCGCCGACAACCCCCACCCCCACCACCUCCGUCCCGCUCCCAUGCGCAUCUGGGUGGAGUGGGUAUCAGUCCUACUGCUACAAGGCGUUCAGGAUGAGCUCCAGCCAGCGGAAGACGUGGUCGGAGGCGCUGGUGUACUGCCAGGGUCUGUCUGGGAGUUUGGCCAGCAUCCACAGCAAGGAACUGGAGAAUUUCCUCCUCACCAACCUGCUUAGAUUUUACUACAACGCUAACUUCUGGGUGGGUCUUAGUGACAGAUCCGUGGAAGGCAGUUACGUGUGGUCUGACGGCACCCCCUUCGACUACAACAACUGGUACCGCGGCGAACCAAGCAACUCCGGCGGCAACGAAGACUGUGUGGAGUUUAACGAGUUCACCAAGCAAUGGAACGACAACAGCUGCUUUAUUGCCAAAGAUUUCAUCUGUGAGAUACCUCGCGGCACCACCGUCCCAACGACGACGAUACAGACGACCACGCCGAUUGUUGCAUGUGCGGGCACCGACAGCGGCUGGGACUACCACGCGGGCAGCUGUUACUUCAUCUCAGCGCCGUGGGGUGCGGACGCGAAGAAGUCGUGGUACGAAGCCCGACGAUACUGCAUGGGUAAGGGUGGUGACCUCGCCAGCAUUCACGACGUGGGCGUCAACAAUUUCCUUACAUCACUGAUAACAAAGAGGUCGAACGGUAUUUACUGGAUAGGCCUGAACCAGCUGGGAAUGGACAGUUAUGUCUGGUCGGACGGAUCAACAUCGAACUAUGUCAACUGGAAGCCGGGCGAGCCGAAUGAUGCGUACGGUGGUCAGCUGUGCGUGGACAUAUACGGAGGAGUCACCGCAGGACCAGGGUUAUGGAACGACGACAACUGCAUGGACAGCAACGGUUACAUCUGUAAGAAAUUCAACGGCACAACAUCCACGGUAACACCGCCACCAACACCGACACUGGCGGGAGGAUGUCCAUCGGGGUUCUCACCUCUUGACAACAAGUGCUUCAGCAUUGGCGGGAGCACUCUCGUGGAUCAGAAGAACUGGACCGAGGCGCGUGACCAGUGUCGUCAUCUUGGGAAAAACUACGACAUCGCCAGUAUAAGCAGUUAUAUCGAACAGGCGUUCUUGUUGAUGCUAAUGAAACAAGUUGGAAUCACCUCCACCAUAUGGAUCGGGCUGAACGACCAAAGCACCAACGGCCAUUAUGUAUGGCAGGACAACACGGAAGUGACGUACACAAACUGGAACAAGGGCGAACCUAGCGACCGCUACACGUACUCGCAUUACAACAGGGAGGACUGUGUGAGUGUGCUGAGCCAGCAAGGAGUGGGACUGGGCCGCUGGAACGAUGAAAAGUGUAGCGAGAAGAAGGCUUUCGUCUGUCAAACGUAUAAAAGUACCUCCUAUACGACCCCCACAGCCCAGACCACCUGUAAACCAGGAUACCAACAUUUCGGCACGAGCUGUUACCGUGUUGUGACGUCACCCGCCACGUGGCAGGCAGGACAGACGGCAUGCCAGGCCGACCAAGGGAACCUUGUGUCCAUCACCGACCUGUACGAACAGUCCUUCGUUGACACCAUAGCCCAUGUCGACAAUGUCAUGAGUGGCUUCUGGAUUGGACUUUCUGAUAAAAAGACUCCUGGUAUAUACGGGUGGUAUGACGGUUGGCCUGUUCUAUUUACACGGUGGGGUAAGGACGAACCGACUCGUAACGCCAUGGAGGGGUGUGUGGCACAACAGAGCCUGACCUGGAACGACACCUUGUGUGCCCGGAGUCUCCCUUUCAUCUGCGAAAUAAGCUCAACGACGCCCCCACCGACCACGCCCAUUCCCCCCGGCUUCUGUCCCGACAGGACGUGGACUGCCCAUGGCGACUACUGCUACUUCGCUGCCCCGAGUGAGCGGAAGUCGUGGCCAGAGGCCAACUUUCUGUGUCAUGAGAUGGGCAUGGAGCUGAUGACCGUUCACAGCCAGGCGGACCUAGACUUCAUAAAAACCCUGCUUGAGACCCAGUCGACGACCCCUAAAUACUCUUUCAGCUUCAUCUUCAGCAAACCCAACGUGUGGCUUGGUCUUAGAAAAUCCCAAGAUGGAGGGUUUAGAUGGAAUGACGGGACGCCAGCCAAUUUCUUCAAGUGGGCGCCCGGGGAACCCUCCGACGUGAACGGGACGAACAAAGAGACUUGCGUGGAAUACUACCGCAACACCUACACCUGGAACGACGUCUCCUGCUUCAACGACAGGUCGUACAUUUGCCAAACAAAGAAAACUAUUCCUUCAACAACCCCUUCUUCAACUACUACUACUACUACUACAACUACUACAACAACUACAACCACACCAAUAACUACAAAGCUAGAUACAUUCAAGCCGAACUUUAACGUUGGUUCUUCUACACAAUCGACCCGGAUCAUACCCCCUCCGAUAUCACGUCAUGAGAAACUACACACAGGCGCAGGUCAGGAUCUCACGGGCGGCCAGAUAGCUGGGAUAUUGAUCGGAGCAGCCGGUCUCAUUACCAUCAUCAUAGUCAUCGUAUUUAUCUUACGGCGUCGACGUGCACCUCCGCCCUCCUCGCCGACGUCAGGGUUUGACAACGCCCUCUACAGCAAGGAUGCAGAGAAUGUGUCCAUGUCCAAUGGGACAAACAAGAACAGUGUGUAUGUGAGUGGGGUACCGUCGGGGGAAUGCUGACAGUGACGGCCGACGCUGUUGAUGGAACUAUUUUGAAUAAGCAACGCCGAAAUAAGGUUAUAUUAAACUAACUUCGAUAGGGUUGACAUGAGACGUUUUUUUUGUCAUUACAUGGACUACUUUUAAUGUUGUCAUAGAACAGUUCGAGCCCUUUACGUUUUUCAUCUACAACUUAACAAUUCUCUGGAGUUUUAUAUCCCCCCGAGAACAUCAGAUACAAGAUUUAAUACUAUCGGCUUAACGAUGACGUUUGAGAUUUUACGAGUGCUUCCGAUGACCCUGAUUUCUCACAAUGACCAGCGUUCAUUUGCCAAAACCAAAUGUACUGAUACGAGAGUGAUUGUGUAUGGCUUUAUGCCGCUUUUAGCAAUAUUCCAGCAAUAUCAAGGCAGGGAAAUGAUAAAUGGGCCUUAAACAUUGUACCCAUGUGGAGAAUUCAACCCGGGUCUUCGCCCUGACAAGCGAACGCCUUAACCAUUAGGCUUCCCCACUGCCCCCUGAAAUAUAAAUUCCUGACAGAGAUGGUUAGUGACUUAUACCCAGAAGGCAAAUAUAUAGGUAUAUCUGUCUACAAUGAGUAUUUUUAAGAAAAUAGUUUUAUACCAAGAUAUUUAAGGGUGAUAUUACGUUAAUUUGUUUUACGGUAUGUUAUUAAUAUUCAUUGUUAUGAGGGCGUUAUGAAAUAGUUUAAGAUGUAGAUAAAGACUUGAAAAGGGGAUUGAAAAAACGGCAAAAUAGAACAGGUAUGUUGUGCUUGUCAAACAGUAUUGAUUUAGACAUUCACAUUUUCACAUUUAAUUGUUUUUCGUUGUGUACUGUCAGACAAUAUGCCUGACUCUUGAACCUGGUAUCAAUCUUGGUAUGCUACUGUUCAUGGUUAGGAGUGUGAUUUUGGAGAAUGGUUGGGAAUUACCAAACAGGACAAUUGUGAAAACAAUUAAGUGAUAAUGGUACAUAAAAACAUGUCGUUUUUGUGGAAUGGUUUCAAUUUUGUUAACAAUGUUUGUGACAAUGGAAACAUUUUCUCAUAAUCGUAAGUUGUAUCAAGACAGAAAGUCCAUUUAAUGUUCACCUGCUUUUUUAUGUCCAGAUGAAUUUAAUCUCACCACCUACGUUUUCAGUGUCAAUCAUCAUGUACCUUAUCAGCAAUCAUCACACCCUCUUUCAGUAUCAGUUGUAUUCCCAGAUACAUGGUGGUGUAAAUAAUUCCUUUAUUAGUCAUACGGUAAGUGUUAAAUUGAUUCUAUUUUCUACAGUCCCGAACUAGCACCGACUGUGUCACGGAGAAGCAUACCACUGGGGCGCUCAGCCUGAAGCACUCCUGACGUGUCCAGAUAGACAUAGUAUAGUACCUCAAAGGCACCUAUCAUUUGAUAGGAGGUAUCGUACGGGUAUAAAUGUUGGACAUGGUCUUAGUAUUGAACAUGCUGAGAAAUAUAUGUUCCAUAAAAAACAUACGGUUCCUGCUUUCAAAUAAAAAUAUUGUAUAUCUUAUCAUAUCUUAUUUUAAUAAUAAUAAUAAUAAUAAUAAUAAUGAUAAUAAUAAUAAAAAUAAAAAUAAUAAUAAAAUAAAAGCGACAAAACCAUUUCCAUAUUCAAUAGAAACAGUGACCAAAAAGCCUUUUGAAAAAAAUAGAAAAUCCCUCCCACUUAUCAAUGAAGUGGGUUUUUUUUAUUAAAUGGAAUUGUCCUCAAUGUCUCACUCAGUAUGAAUAACCCAGGCUCUGAAUAGCGAUGUUUUACAUUAUACUAUUAAAACUAAGUUGAGGAUUUCUUACUUAAUACUGAACUUAAUCUGUCAUGGCAUAUGACUGCCACAUACUAGGAACAUUGUUUUUUACAUUAUAUAUGAAGGGUCGGAGUGAGGAGAAUCCGUUUUUUCUUGUUCUGUAUACAAAAGUUCGGUAGAAGAAAAAUACAAAUUAUUAGUAUAUACCUCCCUGGUGAAUAUAUCAUUUCACAUCGGCACCCAUCGCACGUGUCAUUCUUCUGUGCAUAUUAACAAGGGUUAUGUUGCACGUGGGCGAGUGAAAGGUCGUGGUAUAAACGAAAGUGUAAAUACCGAAUGAAUGUGAACAUUUUCCUGUGCAUUCCCUGAAGGACCAAACCAAUAACCCGUCUGUGUUUGUGUCAUUCGUUUCCAAUUUGUGAACAAUUUCAGUACUCACGAAUAGCUCCCCUUUUGUAAAUUUCUAGCUAGAUUUGCAUGAAACGUGUAACACCUGUCACGAGUUUGUCCAUCAAGUUCUCGAAACCUUUUGUAAGGGGGAUAACUCUUGAUAACCACAAAGAGCCAUCGUCCAAUUUUUAUUCGAUAUUAGAUGCAGACGGGUGACUGUUCCUAGCGUUAUAGAUAUUUAGUUCGGAGCUUGUUUUUCUUUGCAUUGUACAUAGCAUUUAACUUACUAUUUUAUAUCAUUAACAUUAUUCUUUAUGUACAUUUAUUUCCUUGGAAACUUUGUAUGUUAUUCUCUUAUUAAAGACAUGGAUUCUGUU